Molecule: messenger RNA, 5120 nt
Organism: Mytilus californianus (California mussel)
Lineage: Eukaryota; Metazoa; Mollusca; Bivalvia; Mytilida; Mytilidae
Product: DNA helicase B-like
Exons: 14
Coding region: 21-3647 (1208 amino acids)
Source: RefSeq, a predicted model, not a curated record
UUCCGGUGAAAAUUGAAAAUAUGUACAACAAAAGAAAGGAGAGAAAUACUGAUCAUUUCUGUCACAUGGUUUGUGGGUAUUUCAUGAAAGAUGAUGAUUUACCAGAACAUGAUGAGGACGAUUUUGAAGAGGAAGAAGAGGACAUUCAGUUCUUAAGCUAUCAGGAGAUGAAUGGUAUUGGACAAGGGAAACAACUCUAUGAAGGAAGAAAGAUGAAAAGUUGUCAGGGAAUUUUGAAAGAUCUUGACAGACCUAACAUAAGCAACAAAGUUGCAGCUCCAUUUCACUUCAUAGAUCCAUGGUGGAAAAUUUCUAUACUACGCACAAGGUUUUUAACUGGAGACAAACGUACAAGAUAUCCUAAAGAUGGCACAAGUUUGACAUACCAGAUCAGACAGGACGAUAAAGUAGUCAGAGAUAAACUAGUCAACAUGUUUCUAAGCAAAACAUUAAGUAAAGCGGAAGAGGGCCAAGAAAACCGACAAAAUGGCAAUGAUUCAUAUAUUUACAUUGAUGAAUUUUUACAAUAUUUAGAACACAGUGGAAAUAACAGAAGAUUGAAAUUUGAACAACUUGAAGAGUUAAUAUAUGAAUUCGAAAACUUCCUGCCAGAAGAUAGAAAGUUAUCAGCAGAAAAAGUAUUGACAGCAUUGAAGACAACUGAGUGGGCAUGUAUAUCAAAGGCUUUAAAAUAUCCGAAGUUAGUAUCUUAUUUGUCACAACUGCUGCCCAUGCAGUUCAAAGCCAUCAUGGAGAACCCUGAAAAUGACAGUCUUGUUAAAGAUCUCAGCAGGGCUUUAGACCUUAAACCAUGGGUUUUUGGAUUCAAAAAGUUACUGAACAAAGAUUAUGAUUUGGUAGGCUGUGAGGCCGCUUUGAUGUCAAUACAAAGAGCUGGCCUGUUUGAUGACUUAGACCAAGUAAAUAAAGAAGCUCUGAUUAUCUAUGACUUUCUGAAGACUGACUCCAGACAACAUGGCCAUACACAGAUUUCAUUGGUCAAGUUGAAACAGAAAAUGGAGAAUGAGUGUAGAGUAUUUGAUGAAGCACUGAAAUUCUUAAAAAGGCACAAAAUAACCAAGGAGGUUGAGAUAGAUAAUGACUUGAAAGUGUGUUUACAACAGUUAUAUAAUUAUGAAAGAAAAAUAAGUGAAGGAAUUAAUACUCUGUAUAAAAAGCAGUUAGAAGAUCCUUGGGAACUUGAUGUUGAUCUGGAAAGUGAAGAAUUUGAUAGAGUUAGAGGAGACAAAGAGCAACUAGAAGCAGCUAAAAUGUUACUAAAGUACCCGAUAGUUGUCAUAUCAGGAAAAGGAGGUUGUGGUAAAACAACAGUUGUCACUAAAGUUAUGUCUUUACAAAGAGAGAAAAAGGAAGAAGAUAAGAAGGAAGAUGGGAAAGAAGAAAUGUCACAAAUAGAUGGAAGAGAUGAAUUGGACUGGAAAGACUUCAAAUACUCACAGAAAACUAGAGAAAACAUCAUUGAUCCUGACUGUCCUGAAUCUGAGAUGUUCUGUAGCCCUCAAGAUAGGAUACCAGAUUCUGAGAUGUUAUGUAGCCCUCAAGAUGGCACACAAGAAUCAAAGGAAGAAGAUCCUAGGGACAGUUCUGAACCUAUCAUCAUAUACACUGCUCCAACAGGCAAAGCUGCUAAUUUAUUGGGCAGACGAGCUAAUACAAAUGGUUAUACAUUACAUCAGAUUAUAUGGAGCUAUAAGUUUUAUGUAACACAGAAGGAUCCAGACGCUAAGUGGAAGUUCAGACAUGUUAAGACACUUGUUGUUGAUGAAUGCAGUAUGGUAGCAGUUUCUACUUUUUCAACACUUCUUACAACACUGAUGGAAAAUUCAAAACUAAGGAAAAUUGUUCUCUUAGGAGAUGUAAGACAGUUGCCUUCCAUUGAACCUGGAAAUCUACUUGCUGACAUCUUUAAGUCAACAUAUCCUAUAAAAUCUGCCGUUGAACUGAAGACAAAUCACAGAGCUGAAUCAAACCUUAUCAUACAAAAUGCCACAUACAUUUCUGAAAAGAGAUACCCAAUCUUUUCUGCGGAGCAUAGUUUUGCUUUACAUGAAGUUCCCAAAGAGGGUAAUGAUAUGCAUGAUGUAGUUGUACAACGAAUGUUAAAAGAUGAACCCACACUUCAAGACCACACCAGAUCUCAGUUUAUUACAUUUACAAAUAAAUAUUGUGAGAUGAUUAAUGAACAUGCAUGUAAAAAGUACAACAAUCAUACCACAAGGAAUCACAAAAAUAAACUGGAUUUCCGAAUUGGUGAUAAGAUUUGUCUGAAGAAGAAUGGUAUGGUUGUGGUUUAUGAGGAUGAUGGAAGUGGUAAAAUUGAUGUCAAAUAUUUAGAGGGAGACUUAGAACCUGAACAAGCAGCAGACGCAAUGGAAAUAACACUCAUGUCUCAAACACUUGAUGGAACAAGUCUAUGUGAAACAAUGAAUGCAGCAAACACAACAGGGAAUCUAGAAAGAAAUGAAUCAAACAAGAAACAGAAGAAGAAGAAAACUGCUGCCACCAUCAGACUUUGUAAUGGAGAGAUUUACUUCAUUAAAGAUGAAGUCAAUUCUGUGAGCAACAGAGGAAGAGCAGACAGAUUUUUAAAAUUUUCUGAUGAAGAUCGUGAAUGUCCUAGAGAAUUAUGGGUAAAUUACAAAGAAGUCAUGCAGAAGUGCAAAAUGAAACAUUCCUGGGCUCGUACUAUUCAUACGUUUCAGGGAUCAGAGUGUGAGACAUUAGUAUAUGUACUGGGGUUCAAUCAGUAUCAAAACUGGCAGCAUGUGUAUACUGCUGUAACAAGGGGAAAGAAAGCCGUCCAUAUUGAAGGAACAAAAUAUCAUCUACAAAAAGCUAUACAGAAAGACCCAGAGAGAAGAAAUACAACGUUAUACCAUCAGCUGCAUAACAUGUUACCAGUGGAGGAAAUUUUAGAUGAAUUAGUUUCAAUGGAGGAAAGCCCUAAAGAGCCAAAGUUCACCAUUUUGAAAGACAAAGAAAAUGCAUAUGCUGGACCUAGCACAUCACUCAAUAUCAGUAGCAUAAAACCUUCUACUUCAACACCUUUAUGUCAAAGAAAUGGACUCCAAAACUUCUUAAGGAAGCCACAUUUAGACCGUAUAAUGGAUUCUGAUGAUGUGGCACCUCGGUCACCACUUUCGGACAGCCAGUGGUCUGAUUAUGGAGAUGAUACUUACAUUGAAGCAACCCAAGACAACAAAAGAUGUCUAAAUACGGAUAAUCACAAUAACAUAAGUAGUACUGAAAAUGACAACAGUUUUGAUCUGAUGAACUCCUUAGACAUGACAGAAAAUUCUGAAAUAAACGGUGACUUAACUGCUGCCUGUGACUUGUUAGAAGCCUCCAUGGCCCAGAACAGUCAAAUAACAUCAGUCAUGUCAAAAGCUCAUAAUACAGAUCUUCAAGACUCUUUUUCAAACUAUCAGACAAAAGGUUCUAAAAAGGAGAGUAAUUCAUCUGCAGAUUCUCUUAGUAUUGAGGAGUUUGACAGUUUUUCGUCACCAGGAUCACCCAAAAAGAGAUCUCAUGGAGAGGAUUUGUUUACUACACCAAAGAAACAAAAACCAACAAAACCAGACGUAUCACCAACUAGGAAGAUGCUGACUCAGCUUGCAUUCAAAUGAAUCAAUGUCAAUUAACGUCCUGUAUUUAUGAAUUCUGUGGAAAAGAAUAUUACAGCCAUUUUGUUAUCUACCUUUAGGUUUACUGCAUGCUGAAGAAUUCAUACAGUUGUUAAGCCUCAAUUAAUGUAUGUAAUAAUUGAGAGAAUCUAUCUGAUGUUUGGUUUACUAAGAUUUUGAAAAACUUUAGAACAUAUGAUCUGAAACCAUUCUAGUUUAUUCAAAGUAACUGCAAUUUGUUGAAUGAUAUGAAAAUAAGUUAUGAUAUACCACAUUAUUGAAUAUAGUGUUGAGUUAUGGGGUUUUAUUCAUUAAAAAAGGGACAUUUUCCAGCUUUCAGACAAUAACUCAAAAAUGCUUUGAACAGGUUUCAUGAAACUUUGGUGAAUAGUUUAUAUCUAUUGAUGUGAGCUCCCUUUCGAUUUUUAUAAAUUUUGAAUUUUACAUUUCCGAGUUAUGGGGUUUUAUUCAUUAAAAAUGGGGGAUUUUCCAGUUUUUCCAAGUUGUGGGGUUUUAUUCGUUAAAAAAAGGGGGAUUUUCCAGUUUUCGGACAAUUACUCAAAAAUGCUUUGAGCAGUUUUCAUGAAACUUUGGUGACUGGUUUAUAUCUAUAGAAAAAGCGAUGGGCGUAGCAUGCGCUCAUGGUACAACUGUUUAUUUAUAUUGUUACUAUAACAACAAGAUGAAUUUUGUAAUUAUGGCUUAUCUAUUUUUACACCAGAAUACAAUUUUUAUACGACCGCAAAAAUUAAAAAUUUUUUGGUCGUAUAUUGGUAUGACGUUGGCGUCGUCGUCGUCUGGCGUCGUCCGGCGUCGUCCGAAGACACAUUGGUUUUCGCACUCUAACGUUAGUUUAAGUGAAUGGAUCUCCAUGAAAUAUUACCAUAAGGUUCAAUACCACGAAAGGAAGGUUGGGAUUGAUUUUGGGGGUUAUGGUACCAACAGUUAAGGAAUUAGGGGCCAAAAAGGGGCCAAAAAUAAGCAUUUUUGUAACUUUCAGACAAUAACUUGUGUGUAAGUGUAUGGAUCUCUCUGACAUUGUACCACAAGGUUCCAUAUCACAAAGGGAAGGCUGUAAUUGAUUUUGGGGGUAAUUGCCUCAAAAUUUUAGGAAUUAGGGGCCAAAAAAGGGGCAAAAAACAAGCAUUUUUCUAGUUUCAUGACAAUAACUUGUGUGUAAGUGUUUGGAUAUUUCUGAAAUUGUACUACAAGGUUUCAUAUCACAAAGGGAAAGCUGGAAUUGAGUUCGGGGGUAAUUGCCUGAAACGUUUAGGAAUUGGGGGCCAAAAAGGGGCCAAAAAUAAGCAUUUUUCUAGUUUCAAGACAAUAACUUGUGUUCAAGUGUAUGGAUCUCUCUGAAAUUGUACUACAAGGUACCAUACCACAAAGGGAAGGCUGGGAUUGAGUUUGGGGGUGAUGAAUCAUAAGGGGGUUCAAAAAAUUUGGGGUGGGGGAUUUUUUUUUUUUCCUUUUUUU